CCGGGAAGCAGGAAAGCCCCAUUGAGGAGACAAGGAUGGAGAAAAAGAGGAUGAUAGGACAGCCAUCCUGCAGGCAGGCAUGCCCCGGACCCUGAGUGCCUCCGACAUGGUCACCCCAGGCAGCCUCAGCCCACCCCCCACAGACCCCACCGAUGGCGAGCAAGCCGGACAGCCCUUCCUGGAUGGAGCUCCAUCCUCAGCUUCUCUGGAGACCCUGAUUCAACACCUGGUCCCCACAACCGACUACUAUCCCGAGAAAGCCUAUAUCUUCACCUUCCUGCUGAGCUCUCGCCUCUUCAUCGAGCCCCGGGAGCUCCUGGCCCGGGUCUGCCACCUGUGCAUUGAGCAGCAGCAGCUGGACAAGCCAGUACUGGACAAGGCUCAAGUCCGUAAGUUUGGCCCCAAACUACUCCAGUUGUUGGCUGAGUGGACUGAGACGUUCCCACGGGACUUCCAGGAAGAGUCGACCAUCGGGCACCUGACGGACGUGGUGGGCCGCAUCGCCCCCUGUGACGAGGCCUACCGAAAGAGGAUGCAUCAGCUCCUGCAGGCUCUGCACCAGAAGCUGGCGGCCCUGGGCCAGGGGCCGGAAGGCCUGCUGGGCACUGACAAGCCCAUCUCCUACCGGACCAAGCCACCGGCCUCCAUCCACAGGGAGCUCCUGGUCGUCUGCAGCGACCCCUACACGCUGGCCCAGCAGCUGACCCACGUGGAGCUGGAGCGGCUGAGACACAUCGGGCCUGAGGAGUUUGUCCAGGCUUUUGUGAAUAAGGACCCGCUGGCCAGCACAAAGCCUUGUUUCAGUGACAGAACCAACAACCUGGAGGCUUACGUGAAGUGGUUCAACCGACUGUGCUACCUUGUGGCCACUGAGAUCUGCAUGCCUGCCAAGAAAAAGCAGAGGGCUCAAGUGAUUGAGUUCUUCAUCGAUGUGGCCCGAGAGUGCUUCAACAUUGGCAACUUCAACUCCUUGAUGGCCAUUAUCUCCGGAAUGAACAUGAGCCCUGUCUCCAGACUGAAGAAGACUUGGGCCAAAGUGAAGACAGCCAAGUUUUUCAUCCUGGAGCACCAGAUGGACCCGACAGGAAACUUCUGUAACUACAGGACAGCCCUGCGAGGGGCAGCCCAUCGCUUCCUGACCGCCCACAGCAGCCGGGAGAAGAUCGUCAUCCCCUUCUUCAGCCUGCUCAUCAAAGACAUCUACUUCCUGAACGAGGGCUGCGCCAACCGCCUUCCCAAUGGGCAUGUCAACUUUGAGAAGUUCCUGGAACUGGCCAAACAAGUUGGAGAGUUCAUCACGUGGAAACAAGUGGACUGUCCUUUUGAGAAAGACCCCAGCAUCACCCACUACCUGUAUACUGCCCCCAUCUUCAGUGAGGACGGUCUUUAUUUGGCUUCCUAUGAAAGUGAGAGCCCAGAAAACCAAACAGAAAAAGAGAGGUGGAAAUCUCUAAGGUCGUCUAUUCUGGGAAAGACCUGAGAAGCCCUGGACCUGAAGGAGGAGGAAGAGGUGGAGUGAGCAAAGGCCCCCUCCCCCAGCCCCGCUUCAGGUGGCCCAGUGGGGCAGAGGCAGAGGCAGUGGCCUCACUACUUUGCUAACCGAGACACCCCCCAGGUGGCCUGGCAUCUGCCACAAAUGGCUACGUGACACAGGAAACCUUUUGUGGGCCCUCAGCCCUGGCAGACACUCCAGACGUGUGGAUGGCACCUGCCUUGGGGACAUGUGCCUUCAGGACCAUGGGGGUCAGGUUGCUGGUCAGUCUGUCUGUCCUGGGCAAAGACACGGCACUACCCCCCCCCUCCCCAGAGGGUCAGACAACUGCAAUCUCACGAUCUUGCUGGGUGACCUGUGCCUUGGAGGCCAAUGCCGUAGUUGGUUAUCAUCAGGUGGCUUGGGAACUUUGUCAACCACAGUGGGCAUUGCCACAUGGUGUAAGAUGCUCCUGCGCCAGCUCAGAGCCUGCCAGCAGCUGCACUUGUUCUGUUGAUGGACGCCUCCCCUGGCCCUCCCAGUGGGCUCGUUUCUGCAGCCCUGAUCUCCCUCACUUUCUGGUUCCUGCUGGUAUCAGGACCCAGCCAAUGACACAGGUCCUCGGGACAAACUGGAAUCCUGAAGUUCCACAGCGUGUACAUUACAAUCCACCGGCCCUCACCUCUGAAGUGUUCCAUAGCGCCUCCGGAUACAACCACCCAGGCUUCCAAUGUGGGAAUGUCCAUUGGGGGAGGGGGUGUCGGGGACACACAACCGCCAAACCGUAGCAGGGUGUUUGCAUUAAAAUUACAAAUAGGU
Dipodomys spectabilis (banner-tailed kangaroo rat) is the source of this 2290-nucleotide messenger RNA. It is a transcript of the gene Rasgef1c, whose product is annotated as RasGEF domain family member 1C. Gene Ontology annotation, cellular component: plasma membrane. Gene Ontology annotation, molecular function: guanyl-nucleotide exchange factor activity. The record is from RefSeq and is a predicted model, not a curated record. Lineage: Eukaryota; Metazoa; Chordata; Mammalia; Rodentia; Heteromyidae. Bases 80 to 1480 code for a protein of 466 amino acids. The transcript is spliced from 14 exons. Gene Ontology annotation, biological process: positive regulation of GTPase activity; Ras protein signal transduction.